AAAAUCAAAUUUACCGCCAAGUGGGGAAAUAUGUAAACAAAGGCGCUGCAGGCGUCGACGAACAGCUGAUGGAAGACCGAAGACGCCCGCCAUUCGAUUUGCGAGCGCUAUGGCGGACAAUGAAUGACGGAUGGUCGGUACGUUGCGCGGGACGUUUGUUGUCAUGAGUUUGUGCAUGUAAAUAACAAUUAUUAAGUGGUAGCGAAAAUGUAUCUUCCCGAGGACGAGGAUAUCUCGUGUAAUGACUUCGAGAGUAUGAUACUCAACCCUGAUGAAAUGAAGUUAUACUUGAAAAAGCUGAAGGACAGCUGCGCCAAUUUUGACGCCAAGAUUGAAAGCAAUAUUUUGCAGUCGAUUUCAAAAAGUUCAGAGUGCGCAAAGCAGGUGGAGAAAAAUUAUGAAACAAUAUUACAACUGUCAAAUCAAAAGAAGGAACUGAAAGCUGCUAUAGAAAACUUGAAACUCGAACAGAAAGUUAUCGAGAAGAAAGCUAUUAACAGAAUGAAAGAAAUAGAGAAAACAAAGACUGAUAUUGAAAGUAUCAAGGAGAGGAAAGAGAAAUUGAUGCUCGAAAUAAUAGAUUUGAAACAGGAAUCAGAAAAGUCAAAUGAACACAUGAAAAAACAAUGGGAUGCAGUAAAGAAAGCAUGUAGAAUGUACAAAAAUGUAUUGGAUAUUCACAUUGACACUGAGAUGAUUGACCACAUAGAGCAUGUAACGGUAACAUUCUUCUGGUCUGAAAAUCCAACGAACCACAAGUAUUUCAUUGUACUGACAUAUCAAGACAAUUGCUGGAAAGUUAAAAAAAUUGAACCAGAAUUAAGCAUGGAGAACAAAUAUCAACUGAAUCGUGUGGUUCAGUUUUCAAAACAAUCAGAGGUAGCAAAUGUUACUUUACUACUGUGUGAACUGAGGAAACUCUUUUUGAAGAACUACUUUGAAAAGUAAUGUAAGCCUUUAUUUAUUAAAAUUAGAUUACUUGAAAACAAUCAAUGGAUACAUAGAAUUUACUCUAUAUUAUUAAAAUAUAAUAAAUUUCCAACUUUGAACGAUUUUAUUAAAAUAUUGUGUGUACUUUUUUUCAUUAAAAUAGAAUUUUCAGAAAAAUUGCAACUAUCGUUCGCCGCUGAUAUUAUUCUUCUUUUGUCGUAUUAACUUUAUAAACAGUUGUGGAUCCAACAGCUGAAUUUUUAAUCACAGCAUACAGGUAAAUUACUUAGCCACUAGAAGUAUUCAUACACAUAUAAUUUUUCUACAAUUUUUUUUUAAUUUUACAAGUACGGGUAUCCAUGUAAACAUUUAGUUUAGAUAUCAAGACUUUAAAUUAGGUUUAGUGUUACAAUCCUAGUAUGCACGCAAACAUACAAUCAUAUAAAAAUUAAAACAUUAAUUAAUUAUUGUUAAAUUUAAUUAAAAAUUUUUUUAAAAAUUUUUAAUUAAAAAUAUUUGUUACUGUGAAAGUAAUGUAGCGAUAAAUUAACAAAUCGACUGUGUUGUUAACAUCUGAAAA
Messenger RNA from Nasonia vitripennis (jewel wasp), 1510 nucleotides. RefSeq lists its product as uncharacterized. The transcript is spliced from 4 exons. The coding region runs from base 208 to 948 and encodes 246 amino acids. The record is from RefSeq and is a predicted model, not a curated record. NCBI's taxonomy places the organism in Eukaryota, Metazoa, Arthropoda, Insecta, Hymenoptera, Pteromalidae.